ACAGACGCUCCAUUUUCCCUCACUUUCCCGGGAAAAUCAGACUCUCCAAAUCCGAGAAAAUGUCCACCGGAAUCGCUAAAUCCAACAACAUCCGCCGCAUCGUCAGUAUCCGCCAGAUGCUGCAGCGGUGGCGGAGGAAAGCUCGCGUCACUGCCUCUUCUCGCUGCGCCGGUGAUACUCCGUCGGAUGUUCCGGCCGGUCAUGUCGCCGUCUGCGUCGGAAGUAGUUGUAGACGGUUCGUUGUUCGAGCGACGUACUUGAACCAUCCGAUCUUCAAGAAGCUUCUCUUGCAAGCCGAAGAAGAGUACGGAUUCGCGAACCAAGGUCCUCUUGCGAUUCCUUGUGACGAGUCGGUUUUCGAAGAGGUUCUUCGGACCGUUUCCCGGUCCGAGUCUGGUCGGUUCUUGAAUCUCCCGGAUUUUUGCCGCCGCUGCCACGUCGACUCUCCGAGUAGUCUCCUCCGUGAAUCUCGGCCGUUGCUUUUUGACUUCGCCGAUAAAUCAGUCUGCUAGAUCAAAGGGGACUAACAGAAGAUCGCAACUCGGGCUGGUGACUCGGCCGAGUUCAACUGGACUCACUGGACUAACUUUUUUAUUUAUUUAUUUUUUCUUUUGAAAUUUGAUUUGAAUGAAAAAGAGGGAAUUAUUAUUUACAAUAUAUUUGUUUUUUUUUUUUUAUAAAAAAAAAAAUUGGAUAAGCGAGAUCAGUUAACUCGAUCAAAUCGGUCAACUCGAUCGCUCGGGUAUUGAGUCAGCUCGAGUCGAACGGGUCGGGUUCGGGAUUACUUCUUGUAUAUGGGUUGCCCAUUUCUCACUAAUUUAUAUGAAAAAGUCAAUAAUUUUAUUGUUA
This is a messenger RNA of Cucurbita pepo subsp. pepo (vegetable marrow), 849 nucleotides long. Lineage: Eukaryota; Viridiplantae; Streptophyta; Magnoliopsida; Cucurbitales; Cucurbitaceae. The record is from RefSeq and is a predicted model, not a curated record.